Messenger RNA from Exophiala viscosa, 3459 nucleotides. Its product is annotated as CAS/CSE protein. Gene Ontology annotation, cellular component: nuclear envelope; cytosol. Gene Ontology annotation, molecular function: nuclear export signal receptor activity; small GTPase binding. NCBI's taxonomy places the organism in Eukaryota, Fungi, Ascomycota, Eurotiomycetes, Chaetothyriales, Herpotrichiellaceae. The coding region runs from base 260 to 3142 and encodes 960 amino acids. The transcript is spliced from 2 exons. Gene Ontology annotation, biological process: protein import into nucleus; protein export from nucleus. The record is from RefSeq and is a predicted model, not a curated record.
GCUAAGUCAAUUACUGCACAAGUAAACAAAUUAUCACUGCAGCGCGACAGUCGACACCAUCUCUGCAACCACACACCGCAGCUUGCGCCGUCGAUAUCUGUUCCGUACAUGUCUUUGACGACAUCUUGACGAAGCAAAACCCUUUCCUUUGUUUAGCGUGCAGCCAUACACCGUCUCCUAGCGUUCAUCCGGGUUACAAUCAUGCGGUGCGAUUGAUACAUUUCCCAAGACAUACUCCAACCCAAGCAGAACCCUCAACAUGGCGACUUUAGCACCUUUGGCUCAGCUGCUGGAUGCCAGUCUUGACCCUAGGCAGAACAAAGAAGCCGAGCUCAAGAUCCGCUCCGAAGAGAAGAAGCCUGGCUUUGCCCUUUCCCUACUGCAAAUCACUGCCUCAAGCGACUUUCAGUACAACACGAGACUCGCAAGCGCCCUCUUCUUCAAGAACUUCAUCAAACGAAAUUGGACUGAUGUAGAAGGCAACUACAAACUCCCCCAGCAAGAUGUCACUGCGAUCAAAACCGAGAUUGUGGGGUUGAUGAUAUCCGUGCCUCGUGGCAUACAAACACAACUGGGUGAAGCGAUCAGUGUAAUAGCAGACAGUGAUUUCUGGGAAAGAUGGGAUACUCUGGUCGACGAUCUCAUCUCUCGACUGAAGCCCAAUGACCCUGUGGUCAAUGCUGGUGUGCUGCAGGUCGCUCAUUCGAUUUUUGCGCGGUGGCGACCCCUGUUUCGAUCUGAUGAACUCUUCACUGAGAUCAAUCAUGUCCUUUCAAAGUUCGCUCAACCCUUUCUCUCCUUGUGGCAAAGUCUGGAUGCGUACAUUGAGAGCCAUAGCAAUGACAAGCAAGCUUUGCAGAAUGCUUUCACUGAACUCAAUCUGACCCUCCAGCUUUUCUAUGACCUGUCAAGUCAAGAUUUGUCUCCAGUCUUCGAAGACAAUCUACAGGGGAUUUCUGGAUUACUCCUAAAAUAUCUAACCUACAAGAACAACCUCCUGGAAACCGACGACGAGUCUGAGCCUGGCCCGCUGGAAAAUACCAAAGCUGAGAUCUUUGAAGCUCUGACAUUGUACAUCGGCAAAUAUUAUGACGACUUCUCGAAGCAUGUCGGAGGCUUUGUGGAGAGCUCCUGGCAUCUUUUGACGACCACAGGGCCUGAGCCCAAAAAUGACACGCUGGUCAGCAAAGCGCUGCUAUUUCUCACCUCGAUCGGAGGAAUCAACAAACAAGCACAAACCUUUGCCGACGCGAACAUUCAGACCCAGAUAAUAGAAAAGGUGGUUGUUCCUAAUGUGGCAUUACGGGAUUCAGAUGUUGAAAUGUUCGAAGACGAGCCGAUUGAGUUUAUUAGACGAGAUCUUGAAGGUUCAGACAGCGAGACGAGGAGACGAGCGGCAGGGGAUUUUCUACGGCAACUGAGUGACCAAUUCGAGCAGUCUGUCACUCAAAUUGCGAUGUCGUACGUCCAAAAGUGCCUACAAGACUUUUCAGCCAACCCACAAGAGAAUUGGAGAUCGAAAGACACGGCAGUGAGCUUGUUCUAUGCUACAGCAGCCAAGGGCGCUACCACGUCCACUCAUGGUGUCACCAAAACAAACAGCUUGGUCGACAUUGGUGACUUCUUCUCGAAGCACCUCGCAGGCGACCUUCAGGAUGAUAAUGCUCAAGCGCUGAUCAAAGUUGAUGCCAUCAAGUUCCUGUACGUUUUCCGAAGCAUCAUCACCAAGGAACAGUGGCAGUCCGUCAUGCCACUUCUUGUCAACCAUCUCGGGAACUCGAAUUACUGUGUCUACACGUAUGCAGCUGUUGGGGUCGAGAGGGUGUUAGCCAUGACAGAUGAGAGUGGAAAACCAGUUAUCGACCCAUCACAUAUUGCGCCGCUGGCUAGUAACUUGCUGGAACACCUAUUCAGCCUAGUCGAGAAGGAUAGCGCACCAGAAAAGGUACAAGAAAACGAAUUCGUGAUGCGCUGCAUCAUGAGGGUGUUGAUUGUCCUUCGAGACGGCGUUGCUACCGUUGCCGAAAGCGUUGUUCAGCAUCUUACGACGAUAACGAACAUUAUAGCCGCCAAUCCGAGCAAUCCCAAGUUCUACUACUACCACUUCGAAAGCAUCGGAGCUCUUGUCCGAUUCACACCGGCAUCACAGUCAGAGGCUCUAGGGUCUGUGCUCUUCAACCCGUUUGCGGCUAUCCUGUCGAACGGUGUCGAGGAAUUCAUCCCGUACGUGUUUCAGUUGUUGGCGGCGUUGUUGGAGGCUGAACCUACCAAACCACUACCUGCACAGUACAAGCCUCUGAUUGGACCAAUACUCGGUCCUCAGCUAUGGGAACAGCGUGGUAAUAUACCCGCUUUGGUGCGGCUGCUCACGGCACUUGUCCCCAGAGCGGCUGACGAACUGAUCGCCGGCAAUCAAGUUGAAGGCGUCCUAGGCAUCUUCCAGAAACUGGUGUCGACAAAAAUCUACGAAGGUUAUGCUUUCGACCUGCUCGAGACAGUCAUCAGCACUUUCCCAUCUUCUGCACUCGAGCAAUACUGGAUACAUAUUCUCAACAUCAUGCUCACCCGACUGCAGAACAAGCAGUCACAGGGAUUUCAACUUCGAUUUGUCCGAUUCUACCAUUUCAUUGCGGCCCGUGACGACAAGGGUCUCGGGGCUGAUUUCUUUGUGGCAGCCACAGAUCGAGUCCAGAACGACAUCUUCCGCCAACUGUACUUGGGCAUAAUUCUGCCCAAGACGCAGGAAUUGGCUCGUCCACUGGAUCGAAAAGUCGCCGCCAUAUCCUUGACCAAGACACUGGCAGAUUCUCAAGCUUUUGUCGACCGCUACCCGAAAGGCUGGCCAUUGACAUGUAACGCGUUACUCAAACUGCUCGAAGAUCCUCCUCUUCCACCGAAAGCGAACGACGAUGUUGCCGAGCUUGACGUUGAAGAUAGCAGCUUUGGUGUUGGUUUCACGCAACUUAAUACUGUGCGUCGACCUGCUCCUGAUCCAUACCCGGAGGUGACGGAUCUUAGAAAGUGGGUGGGUCACUAUCUCUCGGCGGCUGAUCAGAGGCACGGAGGGCGUAUAGGCAAGGUGGUGACGGAGAGCUUGAGCAACGACGCGAAGAAAGUUCUGGGCGCCUACAUGGCGCUGUAGGGCAGCUUAGAAGCGCCGCUGUCUUUUGAUUUCCAGUUGCUAGAGCUAAAUGCCUACCAAGAGGGUGAGUGGGAGCAGAUCGAAAAGUUCAUCCAAAAGUGAUAGCCAUGCUCUAUCUGAGGCGAUAGAGAAAAGAAUCUAUCACUUUGCUCGAAAAUUGUCGCGUCUCUGCUGUACUACCGCCUCGUAGUCGGGAAGUUGUAGCGAGGCAGGUUGGCACAUUCCGUGGUGCAAGGCUGGGCAAGGCUGCGCUGGGACGUGCGGAGUGCUCCAAAAUCUUUCUCCAAUAACGAACGGUUGAUGUACAGUCGGAACUG